CUUUAUCGCGCGCCGUACAACGCUGCGUAUACGUAACGCCACUCGUUCCGAGCUCUGGCCUCCGUCCGAGUGACGCCGCCGUGCUCCGAUCGUUUUGGCCAUUCGCUUGCCUUCUGCCUCUGUCGUUUGCUCUUCGAUUUUUCCGCGCUUCUGUCGAAGAGAAAGGUGGAAAACUGUCCGUUGUCUGUGGUAGAAGUGACGCUCUCGCUCUCGGCCAUUGUGAAUUGCGGCCAGAAUUUCAAAUGUAACGGUAUUUCGUGGUGUGUUGAAACGGGAAAAACCGUGGGGAGAGUUUUCUAAAAAUCAGAGGCGAGGUUUUUAAUCGAAUCAAAUUAGUGGAAAUUGAAUUUUCGGAGCAGUAAGUGGUAAAAGGAAAAUAAAACUAAAAACUUAAAGCAGAACAACUUAUUGAGUGGAGCAGCAGAAUUUUUAUCGAAUAUAAAUCAACGAAAACAAAUAUUUUUCGCGUUUCGAAGGAGGACAAUAAGAAAACUGCAAGUGUGGCGAAAAUUGAUUCCAACAUAAAUAAAGGGCAGCCAAGCGUGGCCAGAUAAGGAUAGGAAGGCGAGCCAAAGGAUUUGCGACUGUGGCUGAAAGGGAAAAUCAAUAGUGGUCACUUGUAAGGGGACACCAUUCGAGCAGCAACUGACAAUAUGGUGGCUAUGCGAACCGGGACGGGGCAGACGACUUCGAGCCUCCAGUUGCUAUUGAGGAGCUUUUGAGCCAGCCAGAACUGCAGCCAUGUCGGACCGGUAUCCGGCCAGCUUCUACGAUCAGCAGCACCAUCCCCAUCAGCAUCUGGCCGCUCAUCCCGCCAUGUCGCACUAUCCGCCGCAGCCCUAUAGGUCCGGCUACACCGGCUACCAUCCGUACGCCGGCUACGGCUACAGCUCGUCCAUGUCCAGUGCCACGUACAUGCCCAACUACUACCGCUACGCUCCGUACGCCUCGCCGCACUAUAGCCAGCACCACCAGGGCAUGUUUACGCCCGCAGGCCAGCAGCUGAUCCCCUCCAGCGUGCUGCACUACCCCCGGUCGCAUCCGUACCAGCAGCAGCCGCAGCCACAUCAUCCGCCCGGCUACGAGCAGCCCGCUCCAUCGCCGUACAGUUCUUCCGCCUCGUACUCAAGCCGUGGCUUUGGUGGCUACACCGGACCCACACCCCACUAUGCUCCACCCGGGCGUUCCUCCACGCCGGCGCCCAACCGCACAGUGCUGCCUCCGAAUUACCUGGAGCCACUGCGCAGCUACACCGAUCAGCAGCAACACGCCAUUGCCCAGCAGCAACAUCUGCCACACCUACCGCUGGCAGCCACGCCGAAGCUCGAGGAUCCGGACAUCGAGGUGGAGGCAUCGGGAGCAGCAUCGCCGGCUCAUCGGCUGACCACGUCGCCGCCGAUGAUCAGUGCCACCGGAACGGACAGUGGGAUCAGUAACUGCAGCACCAGAGCCCGCAGCGACAGCAGUCAGAGCACACCUGUGUACAGUGGCGAGUAUCCGGUGAACAUGUCCGUGGAAUCCGCCUCCUGUGUGCCCUACCACUGCCCCGCCGACGGGCGGGACUUUGAGGAGGAGGAGCUUCAGCCGGCACCGGUGGCCGAGGCAGCGCUCCGGACGGACACUCCGCUCGAUAUUCCCGAUGACAUAAGCGCGACGUCGCCGGUGGCCAGUGGCACUGAUAAGGUGAACCCACCGCCCAAUUCCUGCUCCAGCUCCGGCCCUGCUCCUCCGGAAGCGGCCAGGCGUGCGGAAAUCAAUUUGCAGCCAGAGACAUCGGCCACGGAUGCGCCGACGACGCCGCAGGAUGCUGGCGGUGAUCCAAUAAGCGAGUCGGCCGAGGUGCAGCCAGGACAUGCGCCACAGGCACAGACACAGGCUCAGCAGCACCAACAUCCUGUGACGACCAACUGGAGUCCAACGCCGCGGCGCCCGCGCACUCCGCCGGCGCCCCAGAACUCACCCAUAGGUUUUGGCCAGACGGCAAUUGUUCCACCCGCCUUGGCUCCUCUCCUCCAGCAGCAACAGCAACAACAGCUGCAACAGCAGCAGCAGCAACUGCAGACUAGCAACCUCAAGAGGAGUGCAACAUCGGCCAGGAAUCGCAACAGCUGCAGCAGCAACAAUCGCAUCAUCGAGUGCGAUCUUAUUCCGAGCAAGAAAUCAAAACGGAAGGCGGCCAAAAAGGAAGCUGGCGAGGGCGAGAAUAUGGAGCCUGUGGAGCCCAUCGUUAGGGAACAAAUUAGAGACAUCAAGCCAUUGCCGGGUUUUCUCCAGGCUUUCGGCUCCACCGAAAUUGGACGAUUUUCCGAGAGAUUCCUGCAGACGCCAGAGUCUCUAGUGGAGCGAUUGGCUGAGGAAUAUGCCGCCAGUUCGGCCAGCAAUUUCCCAACAUCUCAUCCAACGGGAGGAGGGUACAUGGAAUCAGCACCGACCACGCCCACACACAGCUACUACGGCCACGAAGAGGGGUCUUAUCUCGGCGGGGAUUAUGGCCGUAACGGCUAUCCGAGGAAUCGGAUGCGCGGCCACGGCUACGGCUACGAAAUACCGGACUACAUGGCGUAUGAGCGAUAUGCGGCAUACGGAGCCGGAAGGCCACGGGGUCGCUACGGCGAGAUCCGAUGCAAUGGCUACUAGGUCGGAGCAGAUAUGACUUAGGGUUAGUGUUGUUGUAGUCGUGCAUAGUCGUUGUCAUUCGAUAUUCUCUGUGUGUGCCUUUUUCGGUCAAAAUUGGACAAUGGAAUCCCCCGAAGCGUUGCUGUUGUUGUUGGGGGCCUUGUUCGGCAACGAGUGCGUUCAAAAUUUACCACAAGAAAACCAAAAAUAAGAAAACAUAAGCCAAAGUAUUGUUAGCAAGCAGCCAUCUACGUGUAAAUGAAUAAUCAAUUAAGUAGUUCAAUGUAUUUUUAAAUCGAAGCCGUGUUUUAGUUCGACUUAGCAGGACGCGAGUCGAGAUCCUGUCCCACUGUACAUACAAAUGCAUUUCGUAUAUGUAAAAAUCUAGAUAUAGUCAAGCUACUUGGGCAGUUGGUAAAGGGAUCUAAACGUUUUCGAGGUCACAAUUUUCUCGAUUUCUACACACACUCAAAAUUGUUUACAGCACCGUUUCCGAAGUUGGAAGCAUUUUUUAAAGAAUAGAAAAGAAAGGAUAAGGGGCCCAAAUACUGUAAACGCUCCAAAAAGAAGUAAUGAAAAGAGAAAGUCUUACAUUUAGCAAAAUGAUGUGCCAUUGACAAAAUGUAUCUUUAAUUAAAAACACCAUAAUUUAGGAAUUACGUUUAUGUACAAUACAAGUUAACGAUUAGCUACGGUAAUCUAAAGCCAGAUAGUUAAUGCUAAAGCAAUGCAGUACACUUUAGUCUAGGACACCGAACAUUCACACCACAGAUGCGGACACAGACAUACACUCGAACCACCGCACUAAUUUGUACUUGGCAAAAUUGAUUUACUUUCCAUCGAUCUACUAACAAUUUACUCAUUUCCGAAUUGAUUUCUUUGUCGUACAUUGAGUGCCUUAAUUUACUUGAUUUCCAAUAUAUAUAUAUAUCUGUGCGUGAACAAAUAAAACGUAACGAAUUUGUAUGAUUUACUUGUAGAGAAACAACAAAGUUCAGGUUUCAAAUGGGCCCAACAAAAUUUCAAAUGCAAAAUCGAACAAAUCAAUGAAGACAAAGAGACAACCGAAAAACCAAACACAUCGAGCGACAUUCAAAAAUGUUUAAUAAUAGCGAUAAACAAAACAAAAACUAGGUAAUACGUGUAAAGAAAAUACUCACCCAAAACGAAAAAUCAAGCAAAACAAGAAGCAAAGCCUUUUAGAUGUCUUCAACCAAAAAUAAAGGAACAACCAACCAACCGAGGACGAACGGGGCAGAGUUACAAUAUAAUAAACAAAGUAUUUAGUAUAAUUAAGUCCGUGUGUAAAUAAAUACAUUUAAAAGUUUGAAUUUUACGAAAUAAAUCACACAAAACUAUUAGCAAAGGA
Molecule: messenger RNA, 3985 nt
Organism: Drosophila serrata
Lineage: Eukaryota; Metazoa; Arthropoda; Insecta; Diptera; Drosophilidae
Source: RefSeq, a predicted model, not a curated record